AUGCACACCCUCCGCAUCGUCCUCCUCGUGGCCCUCGGCGCGAGCGGCACCGUCUCGGCGGGCCUGCUCGACCGCGAAGCCCUCCUCGCGGCGCGGCAGUCGUCCGGCCAGGACGAGAACAGGAUCAGAGGUAGCUGCACGCAGACGAGUAACAAGUGCAACCUACCGGGCCGAAAUGCCCAGGUUUGUCCGGCCGACUACAAUAGGGUACGCGUUCCGGUCCACAACGACUCUGACAAGACAGGGCUGAAGGCUGACGAGCGCGCCAGUGCCCGUUCGACGGUGCCUCUUGCGUACUGA
This is a messenger RNA of Colletotrichum graminicola M1.001, 300 nucleotides long. RefSeq lists its product as uncharacterized. The transcript has 2 exons. NCBI's taxonomy places the organism in Eukaryota, Fungi, Ascomycota, Sordariomycetes, Glomerellales, Glomerellaceae. Bases 1 to 300 code for a protein of 99 amino acids. The record is from RefSeq and is a predicted model, not a curated record.